Molecule: messenger RNA, 14840 nt
Organism: Oncorhynchus mykiss (rainbow trout)
Lineage: Eukaryota; Metazoa; Chordata; Actinopteri; Salmoniformes; Salmonidae
Gene: wnk3
Product: WNK lysine deficient protein kinase 3
Biological process (GO): protein phosphorylation
Molecular function (GO): ATP binding; protein serine/threonine kinase activity
Source: RefSeq, a predicted model, not a curated record
UGUGGCCCUGUUUGGGUAGCGGUGGCGUAAGCACAUCGGACGAGCCUGUGGCAAGUGCCUCCGCGGAUUGUAGUGAGGAAAGGAGAAGCCCAGCAAGCGUAUGCGGUUACACCUUGUACACAGAUGGCCGCGUGACUCGUAUCUUGUCUAUUAGGUACACAAAUUAACGUCUGAAGGUAUAUGCACGUAUAGGUAGAUGUACAUGAAUAUCUCGCCACAACGAAGGCUGACGGGGAAAUAUGUAAUCAAACCAACGAAAGGCAAGCAUCUUUAUGGCAGCACGUAGACAUACCGCCUGCUCCCGUAUAGACUGAGACUCGACGACUCGAGUGUGGAUUUUCAAGUUUGGAUUUACCAACAGGCAGCACCAAGGGGAAGCUACAAUUUUUAAAAGGAUAUAAUUUGAAAACGUGUCGUAUCUUGCCUAUUUUGAGGGAAUAUUGUUUUUAAAUAAUUAAUGGCAAUGAAGUGUAAUUUAAAGGUCGCUUGAGCAACGUUUGACAUAUUUUGGUUAGCUAUAGAGCUACAUGACAGGAAUAUACAUUAUAGGGCUUUAGCUAGCUUGCUAGCUGUCUGGUACCAGCUUGCCUAUAAUACAUCCGAACGGACGUCAACGAGAUGAUACAUUUAGAAUUUACCUGAGGAGAUUCACCUUUUACACUUUGAAGGAGGGAUUUAUCCAGAAAAGGAGGGAAGGGACACUAACUUCCCUCUCUCCCAGAGACUUGAAAGACUUUCCUUGGCCUGUGUUUGUGUGUAUAUAGGUUGGCUGAGGUGAAGCUUUAUUGAGGUACCCUCAGAAAGUGCAGGGGAAAGGCUAUGUACUUUAGGAGAUGGAGAGAAGGAAAGUAAGGACCGAAAGUUAGUGUUGGUCGGGUGGAGAAAAGAAGCACUGUGCUGCUUAUCCGUUACCUUUGUAAAGACUAAAGAAAGGAGAGAAGAGAGAAGGAGGGAGUUUAAUCUAGUGGCAGGGCCCAGUCGCGUAGUCACCAGAAACGCUGGAAGAACAGCAGCCAGAGAACCUAGAAGGUGGGUAAGAAGAGGACCACAAAAGAGAGGAGAGACGGGGACUGAAGGAGAACCAAAGGGUCGGAGGAGAGGACGGGGAGGAGGAGGCGGCGUAUCCCCAUGGCGACGGACCCUGGGGAACCCACAGGGACGGAGGACUCUUCGGAGAAACCUGUUGGCGCACGGGAGGAGGAGACGGACCAGGAGAGCAGCAGGAGGGAGAGGACGCACAGCACCCCCCCAGACUUCCCCUCCUCCCAGACCCAGGAGAGGAGAACCGCAGAGGGAGGGGAGACAGGAGGCGGCGGUGGAAGGGGUGGAGGGCCCGGAGAAACCAGGGACAGUAAGGAAGUGGAGCCCCUGGCGGUUAGACCCAUGUCUCUCUCCACACCCUCGUCCCCGGCUGCGACUGCGGCGGCUUCAAGGUCAGGGGGUCACGGGCCGAGACUGAGGAGAGAGAAACGUUUCUUCAGGAAGAGUGUGGAGAUCUGUGAGGAGGACGAUGUGGUAGCGGAUCCCCCAGUUGUCUCCCACUCCGCCCCCCACCUGGACUCAGUCAUCACUCUCGGUGGCGCACAGGCCGCUACCGCCGCCUCUGCAGCCCUGGGACAUGACACGGCCGACCACGACCCAUCCAGCCUCAGCUCCACCCAGGACCCCGGGGCCAAGGACGCCCCCUCUUCCGCCCCACCCCAGACGGGGAAGGAGCGAGACCGGGAGCAGGAGGAGGAGGCAGAGAUGAAGGCCGUGGCCACCUCGCCGGGGGGGAGGUUUCUGAAGUUUGACAUUGAGCUGGGGAGGGGUGCCUUCAAGACCGUUUAUAAAGGCCUGGACACUGAAACCUGGGUGGAGGUGGCCUGGUGCGAACUACAGGACCGUAAGCUGACCAAGGCGGAGCAGCAGCGUUUUAAGGAGGAGGCAGAGAUGCUGAAGGGCCUCCAGCACCCUAACAUUGUCCGUUUCUAUGACUCCUGGGAGUCAGUGCUGCGAGGGAAGAAGUGCAUCGUCCUGGUCACCGAACUCAUGACCUCGGGAACCCUCAAAACGUACCUGAAGCGCUUCAAGGUGAUGAAGCCCAAGGUCCUGAGGAGCUGGUGUCGUCAGAUCCUGAAGGGCCUCCAGUUCCUCCACACUCGGACCCCUCCCAUCAUCCACAGGGACCUCAAGUGUGACAACAUCUUCAUCACCGGCCCUACCGGCUCCGUCAAGAUCGGAGACCUGGGAUUGGCCACUCUCAUGAGGACCUCCUUCGCCAAAAGUGUCAUAGGUACCCCUGAGUUCAUGGCUCCAGAGAUGUACGAGGAACAUUAUGAUGAGUCUGUUGACGUCUAUGCCUUUGGGAUGUGCAUGUUGGAGAUGGCCACCUCAGAAUACCCCUACUCAGAGUGCCAGAACGCUGCGCAGAUCUACCGCAAAGUCACCAGCGGUAUAAAACCAGCCAGCUUCGAUAAAGUCAACGACCCAGAGAUCAAAGAGAUCAUUGGGUGCUGCAUCCGCCAGGACAAGAGUCAGAGGCUGUCCAUCCGGGACCUGUUGACCCAUGCGUUCUUCGGGGAGGACACCGGGGUGCGUGUGGAGCUGGCGGAGGAAGACACGGGCUGUCAGGACUGCCUGGCCCUCAGGAUCUGGGUGGAGGAGCCAAAGAAGCUGAAGGGAAAACACAAAGACAAUGAGGCCAUCGAGUUCAGCUACGACCUGGAGAACGACAGCGCAGAGGAGGUGGCUUCGGAGAUGGUGAAGUCAGGCUUCUUCCACGAGAGCGACGCUAAGGUGGUGGGUAAAUCCAUCCGUGACCGCGUCACGCUCAUCAAGAAGUCCCGUGAGAGACGCCAGCAGCAGCUGCUCCUACAGCAGCAAGGCUUUGAUGAGAGACGGGACUCCACCCUCACCUCCUCCACCUGCUCUCACCUCUCCUCCCUGGGGCCUGGGGUGGCUGUGCUGACAGGGGGAGGUGGGGGAGGAGGAGGGCAGGGUGAGGUUGAGGAGCUUCCAGAGGUGGAUCAGCAUGUGAGGCAACAGCAGCAGAUCCACAGUGGGAAUCCUCUGAGCCUGCCCACAGGAGGUGAGAGCAUUGGCUCAGCCAGCUGUGAAUCCUAUGCCAGUGGCCAGAGCCAGGCAUACCCUCAGCAAGGGGAGUCAUACGUGCUCUCUCAACCCAGACUCCCUGCUGCUGCCUCGGCAUUUUUGGCCCACCACGAAAUGCUCCCGAUUGGUCAGAGCGGAGGAGUUCCGAAUGUGCCUACUGGUCAGAGUGGUGGGAUUUCCGGCAUGUGCAUUGGUCAAAGCAGUGGUGGGGCACCUGUUGGUCAGCAGACUUAUGUUCAGCCUGUUGCUAUGGCAAUGCAAGUCUCACCAGGUGUACCACAGCAGUAUUCUCAGUCAUACCAUUCAGAUGGAUCACAGAUCGCACCAAUGGCUCCUUCCCAGUCCUGCGCACCCCCAGUUUCACCCCAAGCCCAGCUUAACAUUCUUCCAGCUCCCAUAUCAGUGGGAGACCCAACAGGACUAGUGGGAGUUGGUGACAUGGAGGCCAUGGUCCCUCUCCCACAACAGACCCAGGCCAAUGUCACUCCUAACAUCAUGCAGGCCUCUGACAUCCAGAUGACACCCCAGUCUUUAACCCAGCAAGCGCAACCUUUCAUGAUUACCCAACAGCAGACCAUUGUUCAACAACAGCAGAUACUGAUGGAGCCACAGCAGCAGCAAAUGGAGGCUCAACAAACCACCCUGCUUCAGCAGCAACAACCACACCAACAACAACAGGCCAAUGUAAUUCCCCAGAAGGCGGUACUGAUACAGCAACAUAUAGAACAACAGCAGCAGCAGACUAUAGCAAUCCAACAGCAGCAAACUACUGAGCUUCAGCAGCAAGUGUAUGUGCAGCAAGCUUUGGUUCAGCAGCAGCAGCAAAUGCAACAGCAUCCUCAGCAGCAGGCCUUACUACCACAACAACAAUCAAUGGACCACCACCAGCAGCAACAACAACAGGCAUCGUCAUUACAGCAAGUGGAUCAAACCCAAGCCUAUGUGCAACCACCGCUAAACGACCUACAACAGCAGCAACAACUGCAACAGCAGCAAACAUUGUUGCUACACCAACAGCACCAGAUUGAACAUCAGCAACAACAACAAGCGAUGUUACUAGAACAACAACAGCAAGUGUACAUACAACAGCAGCUUGAGCAACAGCAGCAACAGGCGUUGCUACAAAAGCAACAACAGGCACGGCUACAACAGCACCAACUGGAGCAACAGCAAGCGCUGUUACAACAGCAAAUAUUUGAGCAACAGCAGCAGCAAGCGAUGUUACAGCAGCAGCAACAAGAGCAGCAGCAAAAGCAAGCCUUAAAGCAACAGCAACAACAGGCGCAACUACAGCAACAACAGCUAGAGCAACAGCAAGCGCUGUUACAACAGCAGCAGUUCGAGCAACAGCAGCAGCAAGCGCUCCUACAGCAGCAACAACAACUGGAAGCUCACCAAGCGAGCCAGAUCCAACAACAACCGGAAAUGGAUCUACAACAGCAGCAACCACUGCAUCAACAACAGCAAGCUGUGCUGCAACAACCGACACAACUACAACAACAGGCGGUCGUCAGUCAUCCAAUCGACUCACAGCAAGCUAUGCUACAGCAACAGUUGGAACAACAGCAAGCCCUGCUACAACAGCAACAGCUUCAGCAGCAACGAGCAGUUUUACAGCAGCAGCAAUUGGAGCAACAGCAACAACAGGCACAACUGCAACAGCAGCUGGAGCUACAACAGCAGCAAGCUUUGUUACAACAACAGAUCGAGCAACAACAGCAACAGCAGGCGUUGCUACAACAACAACAAGCAGAGAGACUGCACCAACAGGCUUUGCUACAACAGCAGCAGCAACAGAUUCAACAACAGCAAGAGACUGGGGAAUCGCAGCAGCAAACCGCCAAUAUUCAAUUUCAACAAAGCGAGAAACAAGAGACCACUUUGAUUCAGCAACAAUGUGAGCAGUUGCAAGCUUUGAUUCAACAGCAACAAAUUGAUGUGUGUUUGUUGCAGCAACAACAACAACAGCAAAACACUGCUAUGUUUCCACCUAGUCACACUAGCCUAACGCAGCAGCAAGUGACAGAACAACAGCAAGUAACGCUGAUACAACAGCAGCAGCAGCAACAACCAGCUGUAUUACUGGAGCAACAACAACAAGCGUAUGUUGUCCAGCAACAACAGCAGGGCCAUCAGAGCUCUGUCGUUGAACCUCCUUCUCAGAUCCCCCUUGUUGCCCCAACCCUACCAGCAGCAGAGGUUAUACAGGCCAUGCAGGUCCAAGCUCAGAUGGCUGCCCAAGCCCAGGGUCAGGGAGCCAAACCUGUAGCCAUUCAGCCACAGAUUCCCAGCCAGGCUCCACUGGCUGUAGUGCAUGCCCAAGUCCUGGCCCAGAUUCAAGCUCAGAAUGAAGCUCACCCUCAGAGCCUGGGCCAUUUCCCAGUCCCAGUACUCCAGGCCCAGCCCCAGCCUCCACUCAAAGCCCAGCCCCAGAUGAUCGAGGUCCAGAUUCCACCUCACGUGGUGGCCCCGAUCCAGGCACCAAGUCCUCCGAUCCCUAUCCAGUCCCAGGCUCCUAUAGUACAGGCUAUCCAUCAAAUCCCAGCUCAAAUACAGGCCCAGGCUCCAGUGCAGUCACUCAUCCAGCAGACUCCCAAGCCUCUGCAUCCAACCCAAGCUUUGAAUCCAAUUCCAGCAGUUGUUGAGACUCAGAUGAUGCCUCCUAUGAGGCAGAGUCCAGCUCUGGUCCAACCCCAACCUCCAGUCUCAAUAACCACCAUGCACAGCCAGAUCCAAGCCCAACCCCAGCACGAGUCUCCAGUGCAGCCCAGUGUUCAGCUCCCAGGUCUAGCGCAGCCUCAACACCGCCCCCAUGCUCCAGCUGUACUACUGGCACCCCAGUAUGUCACUUCACCUCAGCCCACCCAACAGCAAGCCAUACAGCCAGUCCUGCAACAACAACAUCAGGACAUCACACAACAAGUUACCCAGCAACAACAGCAGUCCAUGGUGCAGUACCAGCAGAUGAUGCUGUCUCCUGGAUCUGUUGGUGUUGGAACUGUCAUGGCGGCCCCUGCCUCCACAGUCAUAGACCCUACCACCUUGGUCUCUGCUUCGCCUCAACACAUACAACAACAGACUGGUCAAGUGUAUAACCAAGGCCAGCAGGUACAGCUACAACCACAGGUACAGCUACAGCCUGUCCCACAGCCACAACAGCAGCAGCUGCAAGUAACAGGAAGCCCAGCUGUGGUGCAGCCGUUAAACCAACCCUUACCUCAGGCCCAGUCUAAAGCUAUGCUGCCUCAACCCAUUCCCAUGGAGCAAUACCAACAGCAACAGCUGGUGCAACAGGUUCCACAAGUCGUACAACAGACACUCCCACAGCAGCUUCAGUCUCAGACAACCCCAGCCCCAAUUCAACAGGCUCUGCAGUCUCAGCAUCAGCAGGUCUCAAAUCCCGACCCAUGUCAACUGGGUUAUCAGCUUCCUCAGAUCCCCCCACAUCUGUUGCCCCAGCAGCCUACUGUUAACCCAGCACAGACAGCAUCCCCAAGAAACGUGCCCCAGCUCGGGUCUCAGACUAGAGCCCUACCCUUGUACAGUCAGGUAGUAGCAGGAGCAGGAGGUCUGCCACCAUCCCCCCAGCACCAAGCUCAGCUGACACAGCCGCUACCCACGCACACAGACACCCAGAUGGCCAUGCAAGCUCAGGCACACACCCAGACACUGGCCCAAGCGCAGGCCCAUGCCCACACCCAGACCCAGCUUGCUGAGGCUGCAUUGGCGGACUCCACCACCGAGCAACAGCCCCCUCUGAAUCCUUCCCAGGCAACUUCCUUCCCUCUUCCACAGAUGCCCCCCAGUCCUUCUCAUACAUCGUCUCACCCCCACCCUGCCUCCCUGCCACCCCUCCAUCCUGCUACUCCUGGCCCAGAGACCCAGCCCACCCCACCAGAGAGCCAACUAACCCUGUCUGGCCUGGCUGAUGUCCCCUCGGGCCUGACCUCUCCCCCGGCUGUUGCCGCCACUGCCCAGCCCCUUGACUCUAACGCCCCCUCGCUGCUGCACCCCACCUCAACCUCACUCCAAGACUGUGACCCUGCUCUGCUGGGCAUUGCUCAGGAGAGUCCAAACCAGUCUGGCACAGAGAGACACUCCUCUUCAGGUGCUGUUCCAUCUGAUGGGGAUCUACAGAUGUUGUUAGCCAAUGGAAAACUAGAGAGGGUGAAGUCUCAGAGGAGAUUGUCCUAUCGGGGGGCAGAAAAGGGAUCCCAUGCAUUUCAACUGAGUAUGAUCCAGGUGUCCGGCACUGGUGACAACAUGGUGGAGUGUCAGCUGGAAACCCACAGCAACAAGAUGGUCACCUUUAAGUUCGACACAGAGGGAGACGCACCUGAAGACAUCGCAGAUUAUAUGGUGGAGGAGGAUUUUGUCCUUGAGUCAGAGAAAGAUACAUUUGUGGAAGAGCUGAGGUCCAUUGUCAAGAGAGCUCAGGAAAUUCUCCUCACACAUCAACAGACUGGAUCUAUGGAACAGCUGCAUGUGAGCACUCCAACAGGCACAGCAAUGGACUGGGCGCCUCAGUCGUCUCCGGUGGGCAGAUGGAGGUUCUUCAUCAACCAGACCAUCAGACACAGAGACUCCACGUCCAACCAGGGAGGAGCGUCCACCCCUCCACCUCUCUCGACCGGAGAGGUCAGGGUGCCCCAGUCUACAGACACUGACAGAGAGGGGGGCAGAGGAUCCCAGAGAUCGGACUCCUCCUUCGCUGGAAUGGUCUCCUCUCCUCCUCCCCGCUCCACGUCCACCCUGUGUGUCCCUGCCACCGCCUCCUCCCCCCCUGCCUCCGCCUCUACCGUUUCUGCCCCUGCCUCCAUGUCUGCCCCCCCAGCCCCUGCUGCCCCCGCUCCUGACACGACGGCCUCUGCUGCCUCUGACAGUAGGGUUUCCGCCCUGACUUCUAGUCUCGCUAGUGCAGUUGUUGCCUCAGUCCCACACCCAGUCCCCGCUGCCUCGGCUAGGCUAGGCCUAGACCUGCAGGCUUCCAUUAACCAAACUUCCAGUGCCACCACAGCAACAUCCUCCAUCCCAACCACCGCUGCCAACCUCCCAAUCACUUCCAUGGUAGCUGCUUCUGCCACCAUCGCGCCCACUACCACCCCCUCUCCAACUGAAGCUCUGACCUCCCCAGCUACGAGUAGGGGCUCUAUGGUGAGCCAGGGCGAAGGACCAAGCCUGGGUGAUGUAGUAAAGGUGGCCACCCUAGGACAGUGUGUGUCUGGAGGGGACCACUCAUCCACUGGCUCAAUCCACCCACCAGUGGCUGUGGCUGCAGCCGUGGCCUCUCCUCCUGUUAGCCGUGCCGGUCUGGAGCAGCAGCAACACAUUCUGCCUCAGAUGCAGUGCACGGCAGCCCAGGUUCAGCCUCAGGUCCAGUUACAACAGCAACUCCAGACAGUGCAACAGGUACAGCAGCAGCAACCGCUCCUAGAACAUCAGCAACAACAACACCUGAAGACUGUGCAACUCCAACAGGUACAGAAACAACAGCAAGAGUACCAAGAGCAGAUACAACUGCAGCAGCAGAAGCAGCAACACGCGUUGCAACAAUCUAUUCAACAGUUGCAGAUGCUGCAACAACAUCAGCAGCAGUCUGAGGUACAUUUGCAUCCCCAGCUCAGUCACACAGAGCCGUUACAACAACAGUGUAUGUCCCUGCAAUCACAGACAGAGAUGUUGCCGCUGGCACUACAACUACAGACUCAGCAAAUGCCUGUCCAAAUGCAGAACGCACAGUACAACACACAGUUACACAUGCAACAGCUACACCAGUUGCCACCACCACAGCAAAAACAACCAGUCAUUUCACAGCAACAGGCAGUGAUUGAAUUGCAGCCACAGCAUCAGCAACAGUUAACUCUGCAACAAGCACUGCAUAUUCAGCAGCAACAGCAAAUGCUCCAACAGCAACAACAACAGCAACAACAGCAGCAACAGCAGCAGCAGCAACAGCAGCUGUCAGUGAACCAACAGUAUGUCCAACAACAAUCAGUACAGCCACUAAACAUGGCGCUGGUACAACAGCAGGCUCAACAACUCCCUCUAGAACAGACACAACAACUAGUACAGCAACAGCAGCAACAACAAAAACAACAAGAGGUUAACCCUCAGCAGCAGCAGGUGCCCCAGCAGGCUCCUCCCCAGAAGCAGACGUCAUUACAACAGUCAGAGUGGAAGAGGUCUACAGAGGAGGACAGUGUGACAGAGGAUAUAGGCAGUCACUCUGCCCCUCUACAUCCCUCCUCAGACUUAUCUCUGCCCCUCAACAUUAACACAACCUCCGAUGCCCCCUUACCGCCCCUCUCCCUCACCCUGACCCCAUCCCCAGUCCAACCAUCCUCUGUGGCCGAGUCGGACAGCGAGGGCCCUCCCAAAAUCGAGUUUGUAGACAACCGCAUUAAGACUCUGGAUGAAAAGCUGAGGAACUUGUUGUAUCAGGAGUAUAGUAGUGGGGCAGCUGUGACGGGGGGAGCUGCUGUGGCUUCUACCGCAGGUGCCACCGCAGUGUCAGCAGCCUCCACAUCGGCAGGAGGGGAUGAAUCCUCGGAGCCGCACUCGCUCCAACCCUCCUCCUUCCCUCCUCCCGUGUUGUCAUCCUCAGACACCUCUCCUCACUCUUCCUCCUCCACCACCUCCCGCUCCUCCUCCUCCUCCACCUCUCCUGACCUGGAAAGGGGGAGAGGAGUGGGGGAGGAGGCUCCACCAGCAAGCCCGGUGGAGCAGCAGCCCGGCCCGUCUCUCUCCUCCGCCUCCCUCGCUUCCUCCCUCCUUGCCUCCCCACACGGAGACUCGGCCGGGCCCCCGCCUAUCCCUGGAGAACCCACUGUUUUUGCUGCCCCCCCUCACUCUGACACCAGUACCCCAGGAGAAGUCACUACGUGGCCCGCAAAUCUGCACCCCGUCCCCCUGGGCCCUGGAUCGCCGCCACAGCACAAUGCAGGAGGUGGAUAUUUUGGCCUAAACCUGACAUGUCCUAGUAUCAGAAAUCCCGUUAGCAAGAAAUCCUGGACUCGCAAAUUCAAAAGCUGGGCUUGCAAACUGCGCCACUCCGCCAGCUUGUUCAAGAAGCCCAGAGUCCAGCAAGACGGUCACUUUAGUGGCAGUCAGGCAGUCAGAGAGGAGAGAGAGGGGGCUUCCUCCAACCCUCCCCACUCACUCAAGGGACGAUUUCAGGUCACCCCAGUGCCCCAGCCCCCUGAGGCCUCUCCCCCCAAGGAGGCAGCCUGUGGUACGGGCAGCAGCCACAGGAAUGUGGGGCGCUUCUCUGUGACCCAGAUGGAGAACCAGAAAGAGGAGAAAGAACUGACGGACAGCUCCCCUGUGUCUCCUGACCUGGAGAGAGAGAGGAGGAGGACCCGAGGGAAGGAGGGAGAGAGGGAGGAGGGGAAGAGGACUCCAGCACUGAGCCACCCACCCCGAGGACAUGGUCACGGGCAUGGUCAUUCUCCCCUGGGCAGUAGUGAUGAUGAGGAGAGUGAGAUGGAGGAUGAAGACCUGAGGAAGGAGCUGCACACGCUGAGAGAGAAGCACAUCAAGGAGGUGGUGUCCCUCCACGCUCAGCAGAACAGAGAGCUCCAGGAGCUGUACAGACAGCUGCGCUCCCUCAAAGACCACCGGCAGACCCUGCCCCGCACCCCACCCUUCCCCUCAGGGUCCCCAGCCCUCUCCCCCCGCAGGCACAGGCCGGCCAAAGCCAAGCUCCGACCCAGACCCCACUCACACAUGGACAACAAUGGACUCGCUGGUCACCCCGGUAUACAACAGUCCAGUAGUUUCUCAGGGGGAGAACAGAGAAAACUGCCGCCAUACUGCAACCCAGAACAAAUCACCCUACUGACUACCAAAAGAGACCACAGUCCUCCCUCCCAGGGUGCCAGAAAGAGCAUGUUCACAGAUGACUUGCACAGACUGGUGGAUGAUUGGACGAAGGAGACAGUGGGUCCCGCCGCCCCCAAGCCCUCGCUCAAUCAGAUCAAGCAGAUUCAGCAGGUGCAGGAGUUGGGAGGGUGGCCACAGGCCACAGAGGUGGCUCCUCCUGGUUGGUUCCCUGUGGCACCACUGAACCCCCAGGCCUCCCCAGCCCCCUCCAGCCUCACUGCUCCAGCCCCAGCUCAGUACACCACUGGGGGGAGCCAGUGGAGUGGGGUGGGGGGACCACCAGGACCACAACAACAACAAACACACAUGCCUCCAGUCCCUCAGCUGCAUCAAAGUUUACACCUCCAGCAAGCCCAGCCUACUCACCCAUUACAGAUACAACCCCUAAUCCAGACUCCACUACUGUCUCAGUCCCUGUCUCCCGUAGAGCCACAGACAGGGCAACAACAGAUACCCCAGCAGCCCCAUUUAGGUGUAGGAACCCCACCCCCGAAUCAGAAUAAACCUCUGUUGCCUUCCCAGGUGUCUAGCAACAAUGCGGUAGUGGAGCCCAUAGACACUGGCGCUGCUCCUGCUGCUUCUGCCCCCGGUGGCUCCGGGGGGACAUUGUGCUUCUGCUCCUCCUCCUCUUCCUCCUGCUCCUCCUCCUGCUCUGCUGCUGCUCGACCAUCCAGUGCCAAACUUCACCCCACGCCCCCAACCUCCACUCUUCCUCUGGGACAGCAGUAAAAAGAAAAUGAGAGGGGGGAAGAGUGAGUUAGAUUAGGAUGGAACAAGGGAAGUAGAAAAAAAGAUGGAGAUGAUGGAUGUGUAAAAUCCACGUGGAAAGUUUGAGAGUGUGUAUGUUAUGAGAGGUAACGUCUGACAAUGAGAAAAUGGACGCCAUUAUAUUUGUAAAGAUGAGAUGGGAAGUGAAUGUGAGAGAUGGUUGAGUCUAUGUAGACAGAAUAUGUACAGACAGAGGGCAAUAUGGAACUCUUGGGGGGAGGGGGGGGGGGGGGGGGGUCAUGAUAUUGGUGUGUUUGAGAUGUACAAAAUUAGGUAAUGUGUGUGUGUGUGUGUGUGUGUGUGUGUGUGUUUGUGUUGCCAUUGAUUUCCUCAGUACAUAUUCCUUGUGUAUUUUGACACCAAGUAACAGUCAUGUUAUUUUUAAAAUCCAACUAAGUUUGACCCAGAACUCUUCCUCCCAAGCUGAGACAUGAAGGAACAGAAAACAUUGACAUAUUUUUUUGUUGUUUUUAUUUGUCAAUGCUUACUUAUAUCGAAAAGGACUAUGAAUUGUAAAAGUGCAAUUAGUAACUGUCAUCUAAAUUGUAUCAUCCUGUGAUGUCAUGAUUUGUCUGUGGUGGCGUUUAACCAAAUAAUUUUGUAGAAGCACGUUGACAACAACCAACCAAACAUUUACGCAUUAACUGACAUCUUACAUGAGUAUAGCACAAAUGUUUCAACAGGAUACCAAUGAGAUAUAAAGCAGGUGCAACAACAGCAUGUUACAGUAACACCACAGAGCAUGGUAAUAGUGGUGCUACCUGGCUAUUAUCACUACCACAAUUCCACUAAGCACACUGUUGUACAGUCUAGUGCACGGGCAAGGCAUGUACUUCGUGGAUUAUAAUUUUUUACAUUGAUAAAUGUGUGUCAAUCAGUAGAUUAAAAAAGAUUUUAAAUGACAUGUUGAGUAACAUGAUUAAAUUGUGAUCAAUAUAUGAAUAUGUUCAGUGAGCUUUCAUUGAAUAAACACUCAUCAAAACACUAAGACUGCAUGACCUUACGGCUACAAUGUACCUUGACUUGCCUGCAAUCUGCUUGCACUUGUGCUUAUAUUUCUCACGUCUGCUGUUGGGCACAACAACAAACUCUGAGGUAAUUUAUUGAUCAGAAAUAAAUCUGUUUUAUUUGAGCUAGAAUCAAUUUGUUUUAGGGAAAUAUUGAAAUUCCUCAAUACCAAUUGCUACACUGCAUAUCAAAGGUGUCAUACAAGGAAAACUGAUAAGAAAACAAACUGCCAAGUAAUUUUAUGGAAUGGGGAAACCAACUAUAUGGGCUGUCCUCAUAUUGCCUUUUAGAAUGAAUACUUUACUGUGUGUGUGUGUGACAGUUUUAUUUUGUGUGACAAAAGCUUUGUAAUAUUGCUGCACUGCAUCACAAAUCGAAUCCCCACUACUUCCAUAAAAGCAGACUAACAUUAGUUGUUACUGUACCAGAUUGUUUACCUAUAGAGCCCAUCAUGUAUUGGUUCUGUCUCUCCUCAAGACGUCAAAGAAGUCAGUUAAGUGAGUGGCCCUCGGACCCAUAAAGUCCAUAGUGAUACAGUGCGUCCCAAAUGGCACCCUAAUCUUGUAAAGUAGGGUACCAUUUGGGACAUGACUUUACGGCUCCCGAGUGGCGCAUCUCUGUGCCAGAGGCGACACUACAUACACCCUGGUUCGAAUCCAGACUGUAUCACAACCGGCCGUGAUUGGGAGUCCCAUAAGGCGGCGCACAAUUGGCCCAGCGUGUCAUUGUAAAUAAGAAUUUGUUCUUAACUGACUUGCCUAGUUAAAUAAAGGUUCAAUUCAAAAAGUGUCAUUGAAAAAAAAUGGUUUGUUAGACAGCAUUGUGAGAGCCUUUUUCUGGAUUUAAGUAUUAGUGAACAUUUUUGUCCUUAACAAGUUGUUUUACGUGUGAAUUACUCUUUUGUAAAUUCGACUAGAAGGAUCUUUAACAGAUCUGCAUGCACACAGCAAAAGGUUUACUGACUUCCAUUUCUCAACUUACUCCAGUGAGUGACAGGGAUGCACAUGGACAAUGAGAUACAGUACAAUCAUCAUUGCAUUUAGCUAUACAUAUACAUUUGACCAUUGAUAAAUACAUUUUCUGAAAGCUUACUUGGUACUAUAAGUUUUAUAGUUAAAUCAGUAUUUCUGUUUUUAUUUAAAUGUAUAAUGAUAGAGAGUUUUUCCCACAGCAAAGGGGAGAUGGUAGAGCAUAUGUGAAAGACUGCUUCAUAGUGAGCUGAAAACUCACUAAAACUAAUGAAAGUGGAAGGAGGAAAAACAAAACAUUCAUUUUGGGGAGCUAAAACAGUUGGUGCUUAUAGUUGUUCACAAACUUAACACUUUAUCAAUUGCAUAUGAAUAUAUAGUUUAACAUAAUGGUUUUCAGUAUUUAUGUUUUAUUUUUAUGAGACAACCCACAUUUUCACAGUAAAAUAGUUUAAUAUUAUUAGUGGAGGGGAGGAAGUUACUGUGCUGUCAAGUCAAUACUAACAUGUUGACUAUAUGUCACAGCUUUGAUGAUAUUCAUGAAAAGGAAAUGUGGAACUCGCCCUGAUGUGUUACCAAAAUGUAAUCUAAAGGAAAAAAAUAUUAUUUUUGUAUUUUGAAAUGGGGUUGUACAAAAUGUAAAAUCGUGUUCUUCUGAUCAGUAUUUUAAAAUAUAUCUGAGGUUAUCUGACACUAGAAAACGUUGCUUCUCAUCUCUGUUGGAGUCCCCCCAGGAUAUAUUAUAUUCCUCUCAGACUUUGUGUUGAAACAGAGUAAUAGCUACAUCAUGUUUCAAUUGUGAGAGGUUUUGUCAGUAUGGUUCUAAUCAUAGAGAUAUACUGUAUCAACUUGUUUUUAUCUCUACGGAAACUUGAUUCACUGGACAAACAAUGAAACCUAGGCCUAGACUACCUUUAGGCCAUUGGGCUCAUCUAACACACACUUGUCCUGAUAUUACACCUGACUGAGAACCAAUGAUUUAGAAGGACAUUUAAAUACAAAAACCUAUAAAUAAAACGUAUGUUUCUGGUGAUUUAACCUCUGUAAUAUUGUAACUAAUUCAAUUGUUGAUUUUAUUUAUGUUUUUGUAACUAAUCAAAAUAAAUGGUGUUAAACAUCAAA